AUGCGAACAUUAUGUUUCCAUUCUGUAAUGAAGCAGGAGAUCAAGUGGUUCGAUACCCAUCCGAGUGGUGAAGUGACAACCAGAUUAAAUGAUGAUGUUAACAAGAUCAAAGGCGGUAUCGGCGACAAACUUGGUCACUUUGUACAGUUUUUCUCAACAUUCGUAGCUGGUUUUAUAGUUGGUUUGGUCUACGGAUGGGAGUUGACGUUAGUGUUACUCUGUGUAACACCAUUUUUGGCAGUAUGUGCCUCCAUAAUGGUCAGAUUGAUGACCAGAGCCACGAAUUUAGAAUUGGAUGCAUAUGCGAAGGCUGGUGCCGUGGCUGAAGAAGUUUUAUCGGCGAUUCGUACAGUGGCAGCAUUUGGGGGAGAACCGAAGGAAGCCGAGAGAUAUGGCGAGAACCUAAAGUUAGCCAAACAUUCUGGAGUAAGGAAAGGUUUAAUUCAAGGUGCUGGCAUGGGUGCCACUAUGACCAUCUUGUUUACUGCGUAUGGUAUAGGAUUCUGGGUCGGAGCAAACCUUGUGAUCACAAAUGAAAAAUAUACAGUUGGAACGGUAUUAAUUGUUUUCUUCUCGGUACUAAUGGGGGCGUUUUCACUGGGUAACGCUGCUCCAGCCAUCGGUGAUAUGUCCACUGCACGUGGUGCUGCAAGAACUAUAUGGGACAUAAUCGAUUUAAUACCUUUUAUUGAUAGUAGCAGUAAAGGCGGUACGACUCCAAACAUAUCAGGAAAUGUACGACUUGAAGACGUAGAAUUUGAAUAUCCAUCUCGAGCAGAUGUAAAGGUUCUCAAAGGCGUUAGUUUGACCAUAGAUGUUGGUCAAACGGUGGCACUGGUUGGGUCAAGUGGAAGUGGUAAGAGCACUGCAGUUCAAUUAAUACAGAGGUUCUAUGAUGUAGCCAAAGGAUGUCGUUAUGACACACUUGUUGGUGAAAGAGGAGCUGCUUUGUCUGGUGGACAAAAACAGAGAAUAGCUAUUGCCAGGGCAUUGGUCAGGGAUCCUAAAAUAUUGUUAUUAGAUGAAGCGACUUCAGCACUUGAUACAGAAAGUGAAGCAACUGUACAAGUUGCAUUGGAUAAGGCCAGUGUAGGAAGAACUACUUUGGUGAUUGCCCAUAGUUUGUCUAGCAUAUUGUUCAUAUACUAUUAUCUCACCAUAGGCCAGUACAUAGACGAGAAAAUUAUAAAACGCAAGAGGGCGGGCUCCAGCCUUAGUCGUUCAGGAUCAGACAGCGCGUCAAUAAGAAAACGCAAACGAACUUCGUCCUUCAAUUCCAACGCUUCUGAUAAAAGCGAUGAUUCAGACGAGGAAGAAGUAGACAUCCCGGACGUGAGCAUGAAACGGAUUUUGAAAAUGAACGCUCCAGAGUGGCCUUAUAUAUUAUGUGGCACGCUUGCAGCUGCCGUCAACGGUGCUUGCCAGCCCGUAUUUGCUGUUAUUUUUAGUAAAAUCGUAGCAGUCUUCGCACUGCCCGAUGACGAGAUAUUGGACGCGGCUGCACCAUACUGUGUUGCAUUUGUAAUCAUUGGUGUAAUCCAAGGCCUAGGAUACCUCAUUCAGAAUACAAUGUUUGGCAAAUCUGGCGAAGAAUUGACGAUGCGCCUGAGAUACUUGACGUUUACCACCAUGUUACACCAGGAAAUUGGUUGGUUUGAUCGACAUACAAACAGCACAGGGGCACUUACGACCAAACUUGCAUCUGAAGCAUCUUUAGUACAAGGGGUUGCUUCAGAAGGCGUCGAUAAUAUAAGGACUGUGGCUUCGCUGACAAGAGAAGAACGCUUCUGCCGAAUCUAUUCCGAUCUCCUAUAUGCACCAUACAAACUAGGUUUGAAAAAUGCCCAUAUCUAUGGCGUCACGUACGGCUUUUCACAGGCGAUUAUGUUCUUUGUUAUGGCAGCUGCUUUCCGAUUUGGUGCAUUCAUGAUGGAGAUCGGUGAAAUGACAUUUGAAGAAGUCUUCUUGGUAUUUGCUGUGAUGGUUUUCGGUGCAAUGGCUGUGGGUCAGACGACUUCAUUCGCCCCUGAUGCAGCCAAGGCUAGAGUUGCUGCCAAUCAAAUUUUCUACUUUACUGGACAGGGAAUCGGAAUCGAUAGUGGAAGUACAGAGGGACUAAAACCAGUCCGAUGCAUUUCCGAAUUAGAACUGCAUGAUGUUCGUUUCCGGUACCCAACCAGACCAGACGUACCAGUGCUUAGAGGGAGUGAUCUUAAAGUAAACCCCGGACAACGUGUAGCGUUGGUAGGUAGCAGCGGUUGUGGGAAGAGUACGGUUGUGCAACUUACGGAAAGAUUCUACGAUACUAUUGCUGGCAGUGUGACACUUGAUGGUAAUGAUCUCAAAGAUUUAAAUAUCCAGUGGUUGCGACAACAGUUAGGAAUCGUUUCACAAGAACCAAUAUUGUUUGACCGUACAAUUAAAGAUAACAUCGCAUACGGUGAUAACUCCAGAGAAGUGCCCAUGAAUGAAAUAAUACAAGCUGCAAAAGAUGCAAAUAUACAUGCCUUUGUACAGUCACUGCCAUUGGGUUACGAUACGAGAGUUGGUGAUAAAGGUGCCCAGCUCUCAGGAGGUCAAAAACAAAGAGUAGCUAUUGCAAGAGCUCUUGUGAGGAACCCAAAGAUACUGUUAUUAGACGAAGCAACAUCUGCUCUGGACACUGAAAGCGAAAAGGUUGUACAGGACGCAUUGGACAGAGCCAGUGAAGGAAGGACAUGUAUUGUAAUCGCUCAUCGUCUAUCAACGAUUCAAGAUGCUGAUAAGAUUGUGGUUAUACAGAAUGGAAAGAUUGUUGAAGAAGGGAAACACGACGAUUUAUUGAGCAGACAGGAAGUGUAUUAUCGUCUCAAUAAUGCCCAACUCGUAGCCUCAAAUACAACAGAAAAAAAGAGUCUUUGAUUGUGUAUCAAUAUAUUUAAGAACUAUGUGGAUAUAUCUUGUUAACUAUUAAUCGAUAAACAGGAAGUUUGUUUGUUCAUAU
Saccoglossus kowalevskii is the source of this 2983-nucleotide messenger RNA. RefSeq names its product ATP-dependent translocase ABCB1-like. Gene Ontology annotation, cellular component: mitochondrial inner membrane. Gene Ontology annotation, molecular function: ATP hydrolysis activity; ATP binding; ABC-type oligopeptide transporter activity. The record is from RefSeq and is a predicted model, not a curated record. Gene Ontology annotation, biological process: oligopeptide export from mitochondrion. NCBI's taxonomy places the organism in Eukaryota, Metazoa, Hemichordata, Enteropneusta, Harrimaniidae.